AAAGGAAAAAUAAAUGCACCAUGUUUUACUCUGCCGUUCCCAAAGCCGAUCCUACUCUUUCUUUUCCCCUUUCCCAUUUCACAUUUCCAGUCUGGUGGUUCGGUUGACUGACUCUUUCCCAUUUCCAUUACGCUGCACAACCGAAACCCUAGCUCGCUUCAAAUUCGUUGCUGCUUCGCAACUCUCAUCUCAUCCGUCACUGUGAUGGCGGCGACGGCGGCAUCGGCCCUCUCGCUGUGGAGUCUCUUCUUCGCAGCGCUCGCUCUCCCCGCGGCGUUCGGCAAUUCGGAAGGGGAUGCACUGUACACGCUGCGGAGGAGCUUGUCCGAUCCGGAUAACGUCCUCCAGAGCUGGGAUCCCACCCUCGUCAACCCUUGCACCUGGUUCCACAUCACCUGCAACCAGGACAACCGCGUCACCCGAGUGGAUUUAGGCAAUUCAAACUUGUCCGGACAUCUGGUGCCCGAACUUGGAAAGCUAGAGCAUUUGCAGUACUUGGAGCUGUACAAGAACAAUUUGCAUGGGACUAUCCCUGCUGAGCUGGGUAACUUGAAGAAUCUGAUAAGCUUGGACCUGUACAACAACAACAUAACAGGGACAAUUCCUUCUUCAUUGGGAAAAUUGAAGAGUCUCGUGUUCUUACGGAUUAAUGACAACCAAUUAACUGGACCAAUUCCACGGGAGCUUGGUGGUGUUUCUAGCCUUAAAGUAGUUGACGUUUCAAACAAUGACUUGUGUGGAACUAUUCCAACAAACGGACCAUUCGAGCAUAUUCCAUUGAACAACUUUGAGCACAAUCCUCGACUAGAAGGCCCAGAAUUGCUUGGACUUGCCAGUUACGACACAAAUUGCUCGUGAAGAUAAAGCUCGAUCGUGUACAACUGUAAUAUCUAAGUGGGAGGGGUGGGGGGAGUGCUGCUAAAUGCAGUCACCCCCUAAUAUUUGUAUAUCUUAUCGUGCUGCUUAAUGUUCUUCUUGUAUGCCUAAGUUCCAUCUUAUUGUGAAGUUGCAUUUGAUAGUGGCAGUGAGAGGUGGCGAGUGCUUCACUAAUUAUGUAUGCUGAUUAUGAUGUGUGUGGUUUAAUAUAAUGUAAUGUAAUAUGUGGCUGCAAAUUACAACUAAUCGGAUGGAACCUCUGUUUUGAUUGGUACCUAAAUUUUAUUUGUUUUGCAAAAAAUGUCAUUGAACAA
Molecule: messenger RNA, 1190 nt
Organism: Linum tenue
Lineage: Eukaryota; Viridiplantae; Streptophyta; Magnoliopsida; Malpighiales; Linaceae
Source: the annotation of a GenBank genome assembly